AUGUCAACUACCCAAACAUCCACAGCCAACGCUCACGGCAGCCAUGUACGACUCCGAACAAAUUCCUCUGUCGAAGAUGCGUUGCAUGAUUACAAGAUCCAUCACUCAUCGCAUCAACCUUCAUCAUCGGAUGGACAGCAGAGCAGCGAUCGCAACAUCGUGAUAGUCGCCGGCGGGAUCCCUCGAGAGGCCCAACCAAGCGAUUUCGACUCCUCUCUAGCUCCUCAUCCCACAGUUCCAUAUCCAGUAUCGAACCCAGGGUGGUGGACCGACACUUUCAGGCGUGUUCCUGACUAUCGACCUAUCAACCAACAUCUCGAUCUCAAUGAGAGACGGCAAAUGCUUUUGUUUACGAUUGUUGGCGGCAUUAUGGUCAGAGGAUGCUGGCUCAUGUCGGUUUGGGCACAGGCGUGGAGGAACACAGCUGGACGACUAACGGACAUUGGUCUCUCAAAGGUGGGAGGAGAGUGGUAG
This is a messenger RNA of Fusarium redolens, 474 nucleotides long. RefSeq lists its product as uncharacterized. NCBI's taxonomy places the organism in Eukaryota, Fungi, Ascomycota, Sordariomycetes, Hypocreales, Nectriaceae. The transcript has 2 exons. Bases 1 to 474 code for a protein of 157 amino acids. The record is from RefSeq and is a predicted model, not a curated record.